AUGUCGCUUUCCUUGGUGGCGUUGCUUGAGUAUGCGCCAUUGAGGCCGUUUACUGGGUUUCCUGCGGUUUUGAGUAGAUCUAGGUUUUUGGAGCAUGCAUUGCAGGUGCUUGAAGUGGCUUGUGGGGUGGGCCGUGAUGGAGCUUUUUGUUAUGGUGAUCAGUUUAGGAUGGAUGAUGUUUAUCCCACUGGGAGGGUUGUGAAUGGAUCGGUGUUAGGGAAUGAGCAACAGUGGAAGAAGGUUAAGCCAUCUGCGAAGAGUGCGGCGGCGAGGACUUUCGAUGACGGCGAUGAUGGCUUCUACUACUGCCGCCUCUGCGGCUCCCAGAGCCAGGACCUCCUCCACACCGCCACCAAUGCCGAGGACGUCGGCGCCCCAGCCGACGGUGCCGUCUACAAUCUCUUCCGCCGCCGCGCCCACAAUGCCCCCUCCACCCCUGUUCCUAAUCUCCCCUCCGGCGAGGACCUCCUCCGAGUCUUAUCCCAGCAACCAACCUCCACCUUCGAUGCGGUGAGGACCUAUUCUUUCAAGACAGAGAAGGAGGAGCCCUCGGAUCCUAGGGAUUUUGGUGACGCCGCUGAGCAAUCGAAGGAUCCCGAGGCCGUGGGGUGCUCAAUCAGGCUCAGGUAUGUGCAGGGCCUGCAGCUGAUGCUCCAGCUCCAGUGCGACACGCUAGUCGAGCGGUUCAAUGUCAGCAACUCGAUUCGUAGGAUUGCUACACUUGUUUGGAUGAGACACCUAAUUCGUUCUGGUUUUCUUGAAGGGAAUUGGAUCAGGAGUGUGCUCUCUGCUAAUGGAUUGUAUGUGGAGAAAAAGGAAAUUGCCAGGCUUGUCAAGGGUAAACUCAAAGUAAAAGUUGUCAAUUUGAACAAGAAAAGAGCAUCAAGGAUUUGGCUUUACUCGCUGAGGAAGGCGAUGCCGAUUUAUACUACAUUGGCUAUUUCGUUCUUGGCUUGUCACCUGGCAAAAGAGCCUAUUCUUCCGACUGAUGUAACAGAGUGGGCAUUAGAUGGGAAACUGCCAUACCUUGCUGCAUUUGUUGAAAUUGAUAGAGAUCUUGGGUACUCUUGCACUAAUCAUUUGUGGAACUCGAGGACUUUGUUCAGGCCUGUCCGAACUAUUGGAGCUUGGCAAUUAGAAGUUACGGCAGCUUCUAUUGCACGACUUGUUGGUUUACGCCUUCGUCCAGUGAACUUCAAUACGAUUGCCUCUCGCUAUCUUAAGGAGCUUCACCUUCCAGUGGACAAGAUAUUUCCAUCUGCUUGCAAGCUUUAUGAAUGGUCGAUGCCUGCAGAAUUGUGGUUGUCCAGUAAUAUGUAUAGAUUUCCGACUCGUAUAUGUGUAAUGGCAAUACUUAUUGUGAUUAUUAGAAUUUUGUAUAAUAUUCAUGGACAAGGGACAUGGGAGAGGAUUGUUUCUGGUUUGAGUAAAUGUGGCACACAGGGUCCGGUGGAUGCUAAAUCAGAUUGUGAUAAUCUGGGUUAUGUGCCUGAAUCUUGGAAGGGACUUGAUGAUUCUCAACAACUUGGAUUUACUCCAGGCUUAUCUUCACAAGAGAACUUAUCAGAAACACAAACUUCUGAUUUCAAUGCUGAAGAGUUGUUGGCAGAACUUGAAGCUGGGUAUUCUAAAAUCUGCACAAACCCUGAUCAUUUAAAAGACCUGCGGUCUUACCUCAAAUACUGUGGUAAUACUAUUUUUGCUGGUUUAACGUCAACAUCUACUGAGAGGAAUAUGAUAGAAAGAUUGUGGGAGAUUUAUGAUAAUCAAGAGGAUGAGGGACCUAUUUAUGAUAUAAAAGAAGGAUUAGUCAACCUGGGAAAGAGAUCGAGGGAUGAAUUACCUUCAUUCUUAGAUGACAAUGGCUUUGAUGAUUGUACUGAUCGCGUGAUGGGUGAUCCACCGGUAUCAGAAAUUUUAGGUGAUGAUAAAGGAGAUGCAAUUCAAAAGAUGAAGUUGAGUAUGGAGGGGAAUGGGUUCAGAUACCUUCCACCAAGGGGUCGGCAAAAGACAAAUGAUUAUCUGCAUUAUAGGAGGCAGCUAGCAGAUGGAAAACUAAUUUUUGUUGCACAUGCGGAUUACUAUGUUUUGCUUUGUUCUUGUGCUAAGGUAGCCAGAAUUGAUCCCAGGAUUUUGCAUUUGGGUGUCAUGAAGCUUGAACGCAGACUUGACUCUAUUGAAAAGCAAUUCCCAGACAAUUCUCAUAACCCGGUCGAUGAUAAGUUGUGAAAACAUUCUUUGACUAUGUUAAUUGUUCUCAACGUUUUUUGUGCG
Dioscorea cayenensis subsp. rotundata (Guinea yam) is the source of this 2274-nucleotide messenger RNA. Its product is annotated as TATA box-binding protein-associated factor RNA polymerase I subunit B. The transcript is spliced from 6 exons. Gene Ontology annotation, biological process: nucleolar large rRNA transcription by RNA polymerase I; RNA polymerase I preinitiation complex assembly. The coding region runs from base 1 to 2229 and encodes 742 amino acids. Gene Ontology annotation, molecular function: RNA polymerase I core promoter sequence-specific DNA binding. The record is from RefSeq and is a predicted model, not a curated record. Gene Ontology annotation, cellular component: RNA polymerase transcription factor SL1 complex; RNA polymerase I core factor complex. Lineage: Eukaryota; Viridiplantae; Streptophyta; Magnoliopsida; Dioscoreales; Dioscoreaceae.